UGUUUUACGAAGAAAAGCUUCCAGAUCCGGUUAGAGAAUCAAAAUCUCUAACCCUCCCUCCUGAAUUUUCCGAUCAAAUCUCAAAUUCGACCUCAGUCAUGGCUGGACUGGCUCCUGAAGGAUCACAGUAUGAUGCCCGUCAGUAUGACAGCAAAAUGAAUGACUUGCUUUCAGAGGAAGGGAAAGAUUUCUUUACUUCUUAUGAUGAAGUUCAUGAUAGUUUUGAUAAAAUGGGCUUGAAAGAGAACCUUCUCAGAGGCAUCUAUGCAUAUGGUUUUGAGAAGCCAUCAGCAAUUCAACAAAGGGGAAUUGUCCCUUUUUGCAAAGGUCUAGAUGUGAUUCAGCAAGCACAGUCUGGGACUGGUAAAACAGCAACUUUCUGCUCUGGCAUCUUGCAGCAGUUGGAGUAUGAUAUAGUGCAAUGCCAAGCUUUGGUGCUUGCCCCAACUAGAGAGCUUGCUCAACAAAUUGAGAAAGUCAUGCGGGCCCUUGGUGAUUAUUUAGGUGUUAAGGUUCAUGCAUGUGUUGGUGGUACCAGUGUUCGGGAGGAUCAAAGGAUCCUUGCUGCUGGUGUCCAUGUUGUUGUUGGGACUCCUGGUCGUGUUUUUGACAUGCUUCGUAGGCACUCCCUCCGUGCUGACAACAUUAGAAUGUUUGUACUAGAUGAGGCAGAUGAAAUGCUUUCCCGGGGUUUCAAAGAUCAGAUCUACGAUAUCUUCCAGCUGCUUCCUGCUAAAAUUCAGGUUGGUGUGUUUUCUGCAACAAUGCCACCUGAGGCCCUGGAGAUUACAAGGAAAUUUAUGAACAAACCAGUAAGAAUCCUUGUGAAGCGUGAUGAACUGACCUUGGAAGGUAUCAAGCAGUUCUAUGUCAAUGUUGACAAGGAAGAGUGGAAGCUAGAUACGCUUUGUGACCUCUAUGAAACAUUGGCCAUCACUCAAAGUGUGAUUUUUGUGAACACCAGACGCAAAGUUGAUUGGCUUACGGACCAAAUGCGUGGCCGUGACCACACUGUCUCUGCCACCCAUGGAGACAUGGACCAGAAUACAAGGGACAUCAUUAUGCGUGAAUUCCGCUCGGGAUCUUCUCGUGUGCUGAUCACAACUGAUCUCUUGGCUCGUGGGAUUGACGUCCAGCAGGUAUCCUUGGUCAUUAACUAUGAUUUGCCAACCCAACCAGAGAAUUACCUUCACCGUAUUGGUCGAAGUGGAAGAUUUGGAAGGAAAGGUGUUGCAAUCAACUUUGUUACUCGUGAUGAUGAUAGGAUGCUCACUGAUAUUCAGAAAUUCUACAACGUAGUCAUCGAGGAGUUGCCUGCAAAUGUUGCAGAUUUGAUCUGAUUGAUUCUGUUUUGCUGUACCAAAACAGAACCUGUCCUGAUUGUUAUAUAUUGGUAUUUUUUUAAUUUUAUUUUUGAUAUCCUGGCAACAUGUUUGUUCUGGAUGUUCCAAAUUUUGUCAAAAACAGUUAGUCAAUGAGGUUUUUUUUCUGUUCUUUUUUUAUUUAUUUUUCAGAUUAAGUGUGUCUGGUUGCUUAUUGUUGAGAGUUGUACUUUUAUUUCAAAU
Molecule: messenger RNA, 1565 nt
Organism: Rubroshorea leprosula
Lineage: Eukaryota; Viridiplantae; Streptophyta; Magnoliopsida; Malvales; Dipterocarpaceae
Source: the annotation of a GenBank genome assembly